GCACCGUGCUUACCUCGGUUAUUUUUCUAUGUGCUACAUGUUUCCAAAGGACGGGACCGUCCUCAUAGUUUGAAACCAGUUUCACUUCUGUUUGAAUCACAGCGGUCUGCUGCGUCUGUACCGCAUCACUCUUUUCUACUGCAGGUUUGUACCCUCCGCCAUGUCUGUGGUCACGUCCGGCCUGUCUAAGGAUCAGCAGAAGAAGCUGCACUCUCUCCUCGGUCAUGUCAAACUCCACCUGCUCUACAAAGCCAGCGUCCACGGCUUCAUUGCCGCUGCUUUCCACGCCCACUGUGACAGACAGGGGCCCACCGUCAUCACCGCCUACAACGCCACUGGGUUUGUUUUUGGAGCUUACACCUCUAAAGACUACACCCAGUGCCAAGAGGGCAUCAGUGAUGAGCGGGCUUUCCUCUACAGCAUCGGUGCAGGGGAAGACAAGCCGCUGAGGGUGGGGGGUAUCAGCGGACAGUGUGCUUUCACUGAUGUAUCAACUGGUCCAAAUUAUGGUGCUUUGGUGUUCCUGAAUGAGGACAAACCUCAGUUCCUGUCCAACCCAGGGACGGGCUUCGUCUUUCAGGCAGCAGUGAUGCAUGGAGAAGACUUAGCGCUGACUGAGUUUGAAGUGUAUCGAGUUGAAGGUUUGGGAGAUCUCCUGGCUAAACCCUGGAGGAACAUCCAGUGGACUGCAGAAAGAAGGCAGCAGUCGAUGAAGGCCAUCCGGAGCUAUCAGUCUUGCAUCAAAACAGUUCAUCAAGCCCGGGUGUUGUUGGUGGGUCCAGUUGGGGCUGGUAAGUCCAGCUUCUUCAACUCCAUCAACUCAGCGUUUCGAGGCAACAUGACGUCCCAGGCCAUCGCUGGUACUGCAGGGAAGAGUGUGACCACUCAGUUUCGCACCUACACCAUCAAGGCAGGGAAAGGUGGUGAAGCUGUUCCUCUGAUCCUGUGCGAUACAAUGGGGCUGGAGGAAAAUGCUGAUGCUGGUUUGGACAUUGAGGACUUAGUCAACAUCUACAAGGGUCACGUCAAGGAUCGCUACCAGUUUAGUCCCUCUGCUCCUCUCCUGGAGAGCGCUCCGGGCUACAAGAAGCAUGUGACCCUCAAUGACAGGAUUCAUUGUGUGGUUUAUGUAAUGGACACCUGCAAGGUCUCUCUCCUUACCCAGAAAAUGCUCGACAAGUUUGCUGCCAUCCGUAAAAAGACCAACCAGCUGGGUAUUCCUCAGAUACUUCUGAUGACCAAAGUAGACGAGGCAUGUCCGCUAGUGGCAGAAGACUUGAAGAAUGUUUAUCGCAGUGUUUACAUCCAGAGGAAGGCACGGGAGCUGAGUGAGUCUCUGGGCAUCCCCUUGUCCUGCGUGCUGCCGGUGAAGAACUACAGUGAGGAGCUGGAGCUGGACCAGGACACUGACAUAUUGCUCUUUACUGCAGUUGAGCAGAUGCUGAACUACGCAGACAGCUUCUUCGAGAACCAGGAUAUUGAAGAUCCCGAGGCGACUGAUCAACUGGAGCUCUACAGAUCCAACAGUUAUCAACAGCCCGUCUUAGCGGAACGCACUGAACAUAAUGUCGUUUGAAAGACAGAACAUUGUCAUUUAUCCAAAACCUUUUAAAUUUAAACUAAUGAGUCUGUUUACCAAAUACAUUUAAUGAAAGGUUGUUAUCUUUGUCAAUUUCUAUGUAGUUGUUUUUACUUGUCAGGAGCAUAACAACAACUAAAGACAAAAUAAUUAAAGUAUGCCUAAAUAUUGUCCCAUGUGACUCAACUUUUAAGACAACAUAGAUUAAAAAUCUAGAAAACAAGA
This is a messenger RNA of Seriola aureovittata, 1804 nucleotides long. RefSeq names its product interferon-induced protein 44-like. The coding region runs from base 161 to 1576 and encodes 471 amino acids. Lineage: Eukaryota; Metazoa; Chordata; Actinopteri; Carangiformes; Carangidae. Gene Ontology annotation, molecular function: GTP binding. The transcript is spliced from 8 exons. The record is from RefSeq and is a predicted model, not a curated record.